GUUUUCCGCAUUGCGGAAAUCAUAGGGCCCUAAUCAUUCUGACACCAAAGUGAGUGGUAGAUUUCUUAAAGGGCCAGAAGACUAAAAUAAUGAAGCUAGUGUUGUCAAACAGUCCUGAACUUCGGUACCAGGCCAUGGUUGCGUGUUACCCUGGAAACGGAACAGGAUACGUGCGACAUGUGGACAAUCCUAACGGCGACGGACGCUGCAUAACCUGCAUCUACUAUCUGAACAAGAACUGGGAUGCGAAGGUUCAUGGAGGUUUAUUGCAGAUCUUCCCCGAGGGUCGUAAUGUUGUAGCCAACAUCGAGCCUCUGUUUGACCGUCUGCUCAUUUUCUGGUCAGAUCGCCGGAACCCACAUGAGGUGAAACCAGCUUUGGCCACUCGCUACGCCAUCACUGUUUGGUACUUUGAUGCAAAAGAGCGUGCUGAAGCGAAGGAGAAGUACAUACUGGCUACAGGACAGAAAGGAGUUAAAGUGCCCGUCACACAAAGCAGCAAGACCUGAAUCUCAGUCAUUCGAGUGAACACUCAAGUGUGUCCUGUUUAUGUGUGUGGCAGCCCGUGCCGCCGCGCGAUUGGCUGUUUUCAAGAGAAGAUGCAAGAAACCCAACAAUCACAGCUCUUUCUGUGGCCUCAAACAUCCAACAAGAAGUUUGAUUUGAUUGGGUGGGACUGUCUGUAAAUUUGAUUGGGACUGUCUGUAAAUGAACACCAUAAACAAACUUGAUGGUCACAGCUCUGAAAGGCUGGCAGGAUUGGCCGAUUUUCCUCAACUCUUGCUUUUCACAACACUACACCUCUGUGUGUAAGUGGGUAGAUGAGAUUUUCCAGUGGCCUUUGUCAUAUCCUAUUUAGCCCCACGAAUGUGUAACCAGCUUAACACUGAGAUCUGACUUAAGCGAACGCUCAACUAAAUCAUGAAAACUGACAUAAAAUAAGCAACCAUCACAUUAUACAUGACUGCUUCGGUGGACACAAUCCCUUACGAUUGAGCCUGAACAGCGCCCUCUGAUGGCGUCAGUUUUCACGCAAUCCUUUGUUCACGGAAAUCCAGUAGCACCACAAAAAUUUUCGCAAUAAGCAAUUUUGCUUGCAACGGUUUGCUGCAAACUUUAGGGCCGUUCAUUUAGAAUGUAUUUUUGCAGUCCGUCUUCGCUAUUUUUUUAAGUGUUGUCCUCGCCAUUGCUUCAUAUUUCAGUGUAUUUUCAGAGAUUCGCUCCACGUGAGCUGCGUUUUUAAGAUGCAUCCAAACUGUGUCCCGUGUGAAUGGCCGUGACCUCAAUUUGUAAUACUUUGCUGGGACUGUACAUUGAGAUGCAACAAAAAUAAAAUUCUGGCCGAUAAUGAAAAGCGUUAAUUGUUGUCUAAUUAUAAUCGUACGUUAUAACCGAUAACCGAUAAAUGGAUAUAAAUAUUAAAAUUCUAUACUAUUUUGUAAUAAUACAUUAAAAAUAAAACGCUAAAAACUGAAUUUAGUCAUUUGAAAUGCUAUAAGUGAAUUUUAGGUGUCACAACAUUCAUAAUGUACAGUAUGACAAAUGAUUAAAUUUAACAGUGAUAUCAAAUUAUUAGUAUUGUUACAGAAGUUUAAGUGUUUAAGAAAAUUAAAUGUAAAAAUGCAGAAAAUGAGCUGCACAAAUAAAUAUCCAGUAUUGAUUAAUAAA
This is a messenger RNA of Sinocyclocheilus grahami, 1668 nucleotides long. Its product is annotated as egl nine homolog 2-like. Gene Ontology annotation, cellular component: nucleus; cytoplasm. Gene Ontology annotation, biological process: cellular response to hypoxia; peptidyl-proline hydroxylation to 4-hydroxy-L-proline. NCBI's taxonomy places the organism in Eukaryota, Metazoa, Chordata, Actinopteri, Cypriniformes, Cyprinidae. The transcript has 5 exons. The record is from RefSeq and is a predicted model, not a curated record. Gene Ontology annotation, molecular function: L-ascorbic acid binding; ferrous iron binding; peptidyl-proline 4-dioxygenase activity. The coding region runs from base 90 to 509 and encodes 139 amino acids.